AUGAGCCAGCAGCACCAGGAAAAGAAGAAGAAGGUGGUGUCGAUCGCACUGCUCGUUGCCGACACGCCGCCGCCGCCCGUGGUGGCGGUUCGCGGCGACUACACCAAGAUCUACCCGCGCUUCCUGCAGGAGUCGCUCAACACGAUCAAGCGCCAUCCGUGGCAGCCACACGUCGAGCUGCACAUCCGCUGCUACGACGUGGUCAACAAGAUGGAGUAUCCAGACGAGGGUCAGUUGGGCGAUGGACUUUGGGACGCCGUCAUGAUCACCGGCAGCGCCUCGUCGGCGUAUCUCGAUCUGGAAUGGACCAAGAAGCUGGCGGCGUUCCUGCGAGCAACGGCAGAGAACCAUCCUCUCGUGCGUCUGAUCGGUAUCUGCUAUGGUCACCAGAUCCUUUCGCGCGCCUUUGACGGUGUCGUUGAAGCCAACCCCAAGGGCUGGGAAUUGGGAACCACCUCUUGCACGCUUACCGAGCAGGGACGAUACCUUCUUGGCUACGACGAACCAUCGGAAGGAGACCAGAUGGCCAUUCAACAGGUGCACAAGGAUCACGUCAUCGAUCUUCCGCCGGACUUUGGUGGCGAGAGUUUUGAGAACCUAGCCUCCACCGACAUCUCACCCAUCCAAUCACUUAUCCUGCGCUACCCCACCGAAGCACCACCGCUUGCAUCCACGGCCCAAACGUCCGCAUACAUGGCAUUCGAUAUCGAAGACUCGGAAACUGCAUCAUCGGGUCCACACCCAUUGCGAAACAUGCACGUGCUCACCUUCCAAGGCCAUCCCGAAUUCGACCGCGAGAUCGUCGAGAACAUCAUCGAGGUUCGCACCGAAAUGGGCAUCGUCACGGGCGAACUGCGCGAGCGCUCGCUUGCCAAUGCAAAGAAACCCCACGACGGCCUCAAACUAGGCCGCGCCAUCCUCGCCAUGCUCGGCAUCGAAGAAGCCCGCACCGACUCGGGCGACAGCAUGAUCAACGUCUAG
This is a messenger RNA of Moesziomyces aphidis, 981 nucleotides long. The record is from the annotation of a GenBank genome assembly. Lineage: Eukaryota; Fungi; Basidiomycota; Ustilaginomycetes; Ustilaginales; Ustilaginaceae.